GCGUGGCCCUGUCUGUCUGUCCGUCUGUCCGCGCCCAGGCCUCGCCCCACCCCGGCCCUAGAGCUGCCCGUCUGCCCCCCUACCCGCCGCAGCAGACCCCCUCUUUCUGGGCCAGUUCCCUCUGCAGGCCACGAAUCCAGCCGCGCCGCUGCUGUCCCAAACCCUGGGCCGGCACCCCGACAUCGGGGGGGUGCGCUUGCAGCCGGAUCGGAUCCAGAGAUUCUGCAACCCCCGAGCGUGGGACCCUGAUCUGAGAUCAGCACCCUGAGAUCCUGCCAUGGAACCCUAAGAUCUGGACCUUGAACCUCAAUAUCUGAGGCUGGAAUCCCGACAUCUGUCCCUGGUACCCCAAGAUUUGGAAACUGAACCCCAUGGUUUUGGAACAUGGACCCCAAAAUUUGGAGCUGGAACCCCAAGAUUUGGCAUCUAAGCCCCCCAAUUUGGAGCUGAACUCUGAAUUGUCUGGCUGAUAUCUUGACAUCUGGGAGCGAAUUCCCAAACCUAUACCAGGGACCCCACUAUUUUAGGAACUAAACCCUGGGAUUUAGGCCUUCAAUUCCAAGAUCUGAACCAUGGAAUUCCGAGGGGCCUGAAGUCCUUGCUGCAGACCUGAGUGCUGAAAUUGGGGCUAGAGACCUCCAAAUCUUGACUCAGCACCCUAGUAUCUGAGCAGCAUCCCAAUAUCGGAUUCUAGGACUGGACUUGAAACUCAGACCCUAAACUUCCCCAUCUGGCUGUUUGGUACCUCAAGCCUGGCGCUGAGACAGCCUGGUCCUGAACAGCCGCUGGAGGCUUGGUCUCUAAAACUGGACCCUAGAGGCCCGAUUUUAGUGGCACAGGACCCCGAGAGUCAAGUUUGGAGACUCCAUAACCACGGAUUUGAGCUGAGACAGGACAGUGCCUCCACAGAGCUCUGGAGGCAGGAGAGGCUUAACCAGAUGCCCCCUCCGGAGUUCUGACCUCUCACCCCCCUGGAGCCUGAGGACUCUGCUCCUUGGGGUGGCUUCCAGCUCAGGCCACCCCUGCCCGCGAUGGCCGUCCUCCCACUGCUCCUCUGCCUGCUACCGCUGGCCCCUGCCUCAUCGCCACCCCAGCCGGCCACAUCCAGCCCCUGUCCCCGCCGCUGUCGCUGCCAGACCCAGUCGCUGCCCCUAAGUGUGUUGUGCCCAGGGGCGGGCCUCCUGUUCGUGCCGCCCUCACUGGAUCGCCGAGCGGCAGAGCUGCGCCUGGCAGACAACUUCAUCGCGGCAGUGCGUCGCCGUGACCUGGCCAACAUGACAGGCCUGCUGCAUCUGAGCCUGUCUAGAAACACCAUCCGCCACGUGGCAGCUGGCGCCUUCGCCGACCUCCGUGCCCUGCGUGCCCUGCACCUAGACGGCAAUAGACUGACCUCGCUGGGCGAGGGUCAGCUGCGUGGCCUAGUCAACUUGCGCCACCUCAUCUUGAGCAACAACCAGCUGGCAGCCCUGGCAGCUGGUGCCCUGGACGACUGUGCGGAGACCCUGGAGGACCUCGACCUCUCCUAUAAUAACCUUGAGCAGCUGCCCUGGGAGGCUUUGGGUCGCCUGGGCAACGUCAACACGUUGGGCCUUGACCACAACUUGCUGGCUUCGGUGCCUGCCGGAGCCUUUUCCCGCCUGCACAAACUGGCACGGCUGGACAUGACCUCCAACCGCCUGACUACCAUCCCACCCGACCCUCUCUUCUCCCGCCUGCCGCUGCUUGCCCGGCCCCGAGGCUCGCCGGCCUCCGCCCUGGUGCUGGCCUUUGGGGGAAACCCUCUCCAUUGCAACUGUGAGCUGGUAUGGCUGCGCCGCCUGGCUCGGGAAGACGACCUCGAGGCCUGUGCCUCGCCACCGGCUCUAGGGGGCCGCUACUUCUGGGCUGUGGGCGAGGAGGAGUUUGUGUGUGAGCCGCCAGUGGUGACCCACCGCUCACCUCCCCUGGCAGUGCCUGCUGGUCGGCCAGCUGCCCUGCGAUGUCGGGCGGUAGGCGACCCAGAGCCACGAGUGCGUUGGGUGUCACCCCAGGGUCGGCUGCUGGGCAACUCCAGCCGCGCUCGUGCCUUCCCUAAUGGGACUCUGGAGUUACUGGUCACUGAGCCGGGAGACGGUGGCGUCUUCACCUGCAUCGCAGCCAACGCCGCUGGGGAGGCCACCGCUGCGGUUGAGCUGACCGUGGGCCCCCCUCCACCUCCCCAGCUAGCCAACAGCACCAGCUGUGACCCCCCGCGGGACGGGGAUCCUGAUGCCCUCACCCCGCCCUCUGCUGCCUCAGCCUCCGCCAAAGUGGCGGACACGGUGGCCCCCACUGACCGUGGCGUCCAGGUGACUGAGCAUGGGGCCACAGCUGCCCUUGUCCAGUGGCCAGACCAGAGGCCUGUCCCGGGCAUCCGCAUGUACCAGAUCCAGUACAACAGCUCUGCAGACGACAUCCUUGUCUACAGGAUGAUCCCGGCAGACAGUCGCUCAUUCCUGUUGACCGACCUGGCAUCAGGCCGCACCUAUGAUCUGUGUGUGCUUGCGGUCUAUGAGGACAGUGCCACCGGGUUGACGGCCACACGGCCAGUGGGCUGCGCUCGGUUCUCCACGGAGCCCGCACUACGACCAUGCGCGGCCCCCCACGCACCCUUCCUGGGCGGCACCAUGAUCAUCGCGUUGGGAGGCGUCAUCGUGGCGUCAGUUCUGGUCUUCAUCUUUGUGUUGCUUCUACGCUACAAGGUGCAUGGUGGCCAGCCACCGGGCAAGGCCAAGGCCUCAGCUCCUGUCAGCAGUGUUUGCUCCCAGACCAAUGGAGCCCUCGGCCCAGUGCCCAGUGCCCCUGCCCCAGAGCCUGCUGCGCCCAGGGCCCAUACUGUGGUCCAACUGGACUGUGAACCCUGGGGACCCAGCCACGAACCUGCGGGACCCUAGCCGGGGGCCCACCUCUGUGGAUCCUCUGGCCCCGGGGCCAGCAGGAUCCAGACACCCCUCGGGACCUGGCCUCAGACUCACCAAAUUGCUCACAGUUUUUAAAACUCUGAUGGGGAGGGUGUCGGGGCAGCGGGGCACAACAAGAAAGUCCUAUUUUUCUAA
Molecule: messenger RNA, 3074 nt
Organism: Peromyscus maniculatus bairdii (prairie deer mouse)
Lineage: Eukaryota; Metazoa; Chordata; Mammalia; Rodentia; Cricetidae
Gene: Lrfn3
Product: leucine rich repeat and fibronectin type III domain containing 3
Cellular component (GO): cell surface; presynaptic active zone membrane
Molecular function (GO): protein binding
Source: RefSeq, a predicted model, not a curated record